AUGAAAUAUCAAGUCAAUAGCCGGUUGUGUGUGCUGGUUAAGGCUGUAACUCGCAUCAAGAAACUUGCUGAACAAUCACACUUUCAUUAUAAAAACGUUGAACUAGGCCCUGUUGGCGUUCGGCUAUUAUCUGCAAAAUAUGUGGCUGGCGAAGGACAGUUAGCUAUUGAAGUUGAAAGUAACAAUACCAAAUGGACCGUCCAUCGAACAUUCAGUCAAUUAUGCGAAUUUGAUUGCCAGCUGCAUCGUUGUGUUUUUGAUAGAAAUCACAGUAAACUGUGUGAACUCAGUGAAGUUACAGUUAACGAAGAAAAUUUGUUGUCACUGGUAGAGAAAUACCUGCAACGCGUUUCACAGUUAACUGGUAGUCUGAUCAAAUGUUUUCCAGUUCUACGAUUUCUAGAGGUAGACAGCAAAGGAAAUCGCUUCUUACCGGCCGAAGAAACGGCAAUUAAUACGCCAGCAAUUGCCACCGCUAUUGUUACCAAAGAUUAUACAGCGCGAAACAGUAGUGAAAUUUCAUUAAAGAUCGGCGAUAUCGUUUCAGUAAUUCAGAAAUACCCGCCACGAAGUGAUGGUAUAUGUUGGUGGAAAGCAAAGUUAACUAUUACGAACAGUGUCGAUAACAGCACUGAUAUAGACUCAAGAUAUAAAGUGCCUGUAGGCUUAUUUCCCAGUGAUUGUGCACAACUGUUUGACGGUAAGUCUGAGCUAAACAAUGGUACACCAAAAACAAAGGCAAAAAGAGCUUCCAGACCAAGGGAACGGUCCUUAAUUCGGGUAUUCUUAAAAAGAAAUCCUCCGCAACAUAUCAUACCAGUUUUUGGAACCGAUCUGAUAGAGUAUCUUCAAAAGACUGGUCACGACGUGCCAAUUAUACUGAAAAAAUGCGUCGAAGUAAUUGAAAGUUACGGCAUUGUCACUGGAGUUUAUCGGCAAUGUGGAAUACAAUCAAAUGUGCAAAAACUAAGGAAUGCUUUUGAUUGUGGACUAAUAUCAGAUGUUUUCAACGAAAGUAUUCUACGUGACGUUCACUGUGUGUCAUCGUUGUUGAAACAGUAUUUUCGUCAGUUACCAAAUCCGUUAUUCACAUUCACGUUGUAUUCUCAGUUUAUUCUUGCCUACGAGACAAGGGACGAAACCCGGACGGACAAAUUCAAGACCGUCAUCGAAAAGUUGCCUUCUGAGCAUUACAGGACUGCCAGGUAUCUUAUUCGACAUUUAGCUAAAUUGUCUCGUUGCGCUCAUCUAACAGAUAUGAACUCAAAGAAUUUGGCUAUCGUUUGGGCGCCUAAUUUGUUCAGAGCUCCCCCAUGUCCAAACGGUAACGAUGUGCAUUCACUGCAAGGUCUCAACGUGCAAACGGGUCUCUGUAAUUAUAUCAUACUUCAUGCUGUCUAUUUAUUUUCUCUUGAAAAUGAACCUCUGUUAUCUUCAAAUAACGAACGUUUAAUCAACGAAGAUGUAGAAAAAUUUCGUACUCUUUCACCAGAUCUCAAACAUCAAAAGUUCAUUGAUGUUAAUGGCGGUCCAUCGUCGUUGGCAACCUAUCAUACUGUAAUUGACCGGCCAAUGAGGAGCUUAUCACCGGAAGAUGCUGAAAUACGAACGUCAAGAAGUACGUCGUUAAUAACGUUUGUUACAAGAAGCGUUGAAGAAUUUCGUAACGGGGUGAUACAUUGGCGAGGCCGCAAUAACUGUAGUAAGAAGAACCAGAGCACUAGCGCCAAUCCGCACAAAGAAGUGGUGGUGAUCCGGAGUACUGCGGAUUCAGCGGCGCGUAAGCUUCGAAGACAGCACGUCAACACAGUUGUGAAUUUCGACGCUACUCCUUCGACGUCUGCUGAGUUGAAACGGCUAUGUGACCAUCAGGAAUGCACUUCGGAAAGCAGCGCGAGUAUUCGAACAGAACCUGAUAAACCGCAUCUUCGAAGUCAUCGACGACUGAACUCAGGAAAUGAAACUACAGCAAACAGUUCGCCAAUGCCAACUGACGGGCAGCUUUAUUUGCGACAACAUGGUGAAAUUGAAAUUGAGGGAUUCCGUAAUUUGAUUCGAUGUCAUUCCCGGGUAGCAUUUGACUGUAAGCCGCUGAAAGCAGCUCUUGAAGAAACUUUAAAAGCUGCAGCUAGUGGUGCGACUUCUAGUUCCGUAUCUUCAUCGUUCAGGUCAUCCGACAGCGACGAAAGUUUGCAGUUGGAUAUUAGCCGUUACGACAAUGUUUCUCCGCAAAGUAAUAUUUCAGUUUUUUGA
Enterobius vermicularis (human pinworm) is the source of this 2253-nucleotide messenger RNA. NCBI's taxonomy places the organism in Eukaryota, Metazoa, Nematoda, Chromadorea, Rhabditida, Oxyuridae. The record is from the annotation of a GenBank genome assembly.